This is a messenger RNA of Funneliformis caledonium, 257 nucleotides long. The record is from the annotation of a GenBank genome assembly. Lineage: Eukaryota; Fungi; Glomeromycota; Glomeromycetes; Glomerales; Glomeraceae.
AUCCUAGAUUGGUACUAUUUCCGACUGAAUACGAAAUCGGAAGUACAAUAGAAAAGGUUUCGAAGGCUUUAUGUGGAAUUUUAAAAUCACUCAGCAUAGACUUAUCAUCUAAUGAAUAUGUGCAAAUUAUUCGAGAAUGCUUUAAUAGUCAAUAUAAUUCUGUACAUCUUAAUACUGGCUAUUCAGAAGAUGAUUUAAUUCAUGAUAAUACUAUUGAAUCAACAAUAGCAGUUGAGGAGUUGCUUCUUAUUCAUUAG